Messenger RNA from Gaeumannomyces tritici R3-111a-1, 939 nucleotides. RefSeq lists its product as hypothetical. Bases 1 to 939 code for a protein of 312 amino acids. Lineage: Eukaryota; Fungi; Ascomycota; Sordariomycetes; Magnaporthales; Magnaporthaceae. The record is from RefSeq and is a predicted model, not a curated record. The transcript has 4 exons.
AUGUCGGCGAGCCACGAGGAGACCUGUCUCCGAGCCGUAGGCCUCCAGAUGGGGUCAGGAGGGAGCGAAUGCGAUAACAAUGCCCCUGGCCUGUACGUAGAACACAGGGUACAGCGGUAUGAUGUCAAUACAUUCCACAAAGGCAUUAGGAUACGACUUGGCGCCGACGAGAAGAUGGCCCAGCGGACAUGCUUGACGGUGCACGCGGCGACACACUGGAAACAAAAGCAAUCGGGGGCAAACCCGAGGAUGUGGCGUCAGGCUGCAUUCACGGCGCCCCACCCCACCGUCUGCUGCGGUCCUUUGCUGGGGGCGAGGUCGCUCCGCCGGAUUUUGCAAAUCCAUCAAUUGACCACCACCAGUAUUCCAAACGGUGGAACGCAGAGUCCGCCCUCUGGACCUGACAGUUCCAAAAUCCAUCCAUUCAUCCCGCCAGACUCGUCUGCACGAACAAAAACGAAAGCGCUUCUGGCUCCUCCACACGCGACCCGCCAAAACGGGACCGUGGUGUUGGGUCGCAGGCUCCCGCCACCAGCCGACGGUUUUCGGUUAUUUGCAGCACGCAGGCUGGAGCUGGAGCUGGAGCUGGAAGGCAGGGCCACUUUCCUGGCCGAGCGCGUGCCGCCGCAGCACCCCCCCCUUGUCCAGCCGCGGCCGGCGAACCGCCCCUUCGUCUCGUCGAAUCGUGACGCCGCCGCCAGCCAUCCAAUUUCCCCUGUGACGGCCGUCCUCGCCGUCCGCCCACCCUGGCGUCGGUCGCUCCACCGCCGGCCGUCCGUCAAAGCGCCCAGCGCGCUCGGACGUAGCCGCCUGGCCGCCGCCGCCGCCGCUGGUGUCUCCUGCCGCUGUCCGUCGGCGCGGUGCUCUGCCGACACCACCCGCCCCCCGCCGUCCGGGGAGCAGGCGGUGCUGGGUGCCACCUCGGGUGAGUCGGGCUGA